UGACAUUACAGAUUUGCUUGAUAUUUCAUUUGUAUUGAUCGAUACAAAAAUAUUGUUUUACCUAAAUCAUUUCAAUACAUACUACAUAUAAAACUGCUAUCUGAUCUCACAUUUGGUGGUUUCAAAAUUGUUUUGUAUCCCAAAAUUUAGCUUUGUUAUUGAUUUUAAAUACAAAAUUCAAUAAUGGAUUCAAUGGAGAAUCAAUCGUGUGUAUUUUUGGGUGUAAAAGUAAAACCCGGGCCAAUUGAACGCUACAAGCUUGAUAAUUUUACACUCGAAAACAAAAUUAUAAACUUAAAAGCGGAGGCGGAGAAAAGAGUGAAAGAACCGUCUUCUUCCUUAGAAGCUAUAUAUCAUGGCAAAAUUCUCCGAGAUGAGUCUACACUCCAAGAUUGUGGAAUUAAAUAUGGUGAAAUGGUACAUAUAGUAAAGAAAAAGAUCACAGUUAAGUCAACUCCUGCGUAUACAUUUUCUGAUGUGGAAAUACAACAGUUGAACACAUCAUUGAGAACUUUAGGCUGUACACCAAACGCACCAGGCUGGACACGAGCAAUGCAGCUACUCAAUGAUGAUGCUACACUAGCAGAAGUUGUUGAUCAAUUGCCUUCACUAAGUGAGGAUUGUGUGGGAUUAUCAAUAUUGCAUGAAGUGGAGCUUCUUGCUGCAUUGGGUGCUAAUGUGGAGACAAUGAGGCGCGGAGCUGAAGCCCAUCCUGAAUUACCUGCGGCUUUGCGACAUUUAACAAGACUGGUGCGUUCCCGUAAUACUGCUUCUGAUGAAGAUGUACCAACAUCUGGUUUUGCAUAUUCACUUGAGGCUCUCUCAGAGGAUGAGGAUGUGGAUGAAGAGGAUGCUGAUGAACCCCGAAUGGAGAGGAGCACCUCCAUAACACGGGAACAAUUAACUGCUGCUUUGCAGGCUGCAACAGAUUCUGCGUUACCUAACAAUUCAAUACAUGUCCGUCAGAACCGAGAGAAUUUAUUGAGGCUAUUGGAAGCUACGCCUGAUCGUAGGAACACAGCUAGGAGUUCUGCCACUGCAGAACCCAGUGCACCCAGCAGCAGUACAGCUGCGCCUCCUAUAAUAACUACGGAAAUGUUCAAUGAAGCAAUGACAGAGGCUAUGUCAAGAGCCGGUGAACAAAGCUCAUCUACUCCGGAGACAACUUUUGCUACUUCAUCCCAAAAUCAAGAGGAAUAUGCGACACAAAUAAGUCACAUGCAUGAAAUGGGACUCACAGAUGAUGCUUUGAACAUGCGAGCUCUGGUCAUAUGCUCAGGUGAUGUAAAUGCUGCUAUCAACUUGGUGUUCAGUGGCGCUAUCGGUGAUGAUUAAGAUUAUUUAGAUGUUUCAAUUAUGUAGUUCUCAUUCAUAUAAUAUAACCAAUACUCAACAUGUUAAAUAUGUUUAAAUAAAAGAUAUUUGUCUUCA
This is a messenger RNA of Papilio polytes (common Mormon), 1431 nucleotides long. RefSeq names its product ubiquitin-like protein 7. The record is from RefSeq and is a predicted model, not a curated record. Gene Ontology annotation, cellular component: cytosol. The coding region runs from base 184 to 1335 and encodes 383 amino acids. Gene Ontology annotation, molecular function: polyubiquitin modification-dependent protein binding. Gene Ontology annotation, biological process: ubiquitin-dependent protein catabolic process. The transcript is spliced from 8 exons. Lineage: Eukaryota; Metazoa; Arthropoda; Insecta; Lepidoptera; Papilionidae.